AUGCCACCAAAGAGGAAGAGAGAAGCCGCCGAGAGCGCCGCAAAGUCAAAGGCACUGAAAAGCACAAAGGAAGCAGUUGCCUCAACCCCAAAGCAGCCGGCUACCAAGGAAAAUGCGAUCCGCAAGAGCAAGGAAGCUGCAGCCAACGGGAAGAUGGACGUGAGUAUGAGCAAACUUCAAAUCGAUUCCACAACAGAAGUCGAAGAUGCCGUUCCUGAUGUCACGACUGUUCAAGUUAUAACUGGCUCCUACGAGAGGGUUCUACAUGGAUUCGCGGCUGCUCUUCCCAGCAGUCUCUUCACUGGACAAGACGAUGCAUCGACACCUGAGGCAGACAGGCCAAAAGUGGAUUUUACCGACACAUUCCUUUUCAACGCCCAUGCGUCUUCCAUCCGCUGCCUUGCUCUGUCUCCUCUUUCAAAUGAGACAUCUAAAAUCACACUGGCCACAGGCAGCACCGACGAGCGCAUCAACCUGUAUUCCAUCUCAACAGCACCACCUGUCGCCUCCAAGCUCAGGCCAAAGCUGCCUUCUCUACAUGGUGGCUCCAUCACCGAGAACCCCAAGAACAAGGAACUCGGCUCAUUACUUCAUCAUUCAUCAAAUAUCACAGCCCUCUACUUCCCCACGAGGGCAAAGCUUCUAAGCUCCGCAGAAGACAGCACAAUCGCUAUCACAAGAACGCGCGAUUGGACCGCACUUUCAACCAUCAAAGCGCCGAUACCAAAACCUCAGGGCCGACCAAGCGGAGACACAGCCGGACCCGGCGAAGUGCCUUCUGGGAUCAAUGAUUUCGCCGUGCACCCCAGCAUGAAGCUUAUGCUCAGCGUAGGCAAGGGCGAAAAGUGUAUGCGGCUCUGGAACCUCGUAACGGGAAAGAAAGCCGGCGUGCUAAACUUUGACCGCAACAUCCUGGCUGCAGUAGGCGAAGGGCGCUUUGCGUCCGGCGAGGGUAGGAGGGUAAUCUGGGAUAAGGAAGGCGAAGAAUUUGCAGUGGGCUUUGAACGCGGUAUCGUUGUUUUCAACAUUGAAUCCAAGCCAAAAGCAAAGAUUGCGCCAACUCCGAGGACGAAGAUCCAUCAAAUGCACUACUUGCCGUCGGAGUCGCAUCAGGCCACGCUACUAGUGUCCACAGAAGAUGGCCGCGUACUUCUCUACGACACAGCCACCACAAUACCAACCGAAACAUCAGAAAAGAACAAGGACGAUGUGCCAGCUGCCAGAUUAGUCGCUCAAAUUGGUGGCCCAGCUGCAGGCAUGACCAAUCGUGUCAAGGACUUCGAAAUCGUAUCUCUCUCGCAAACAAGCUUCCUUAUCGUCACUGGUAGCAGCGACGGCACAGUGCGCUUUUGGUUCUUGAGUACGGAUGAACUGAAGAAUGACGAUGCGGGCAAGGCAAAGGGCUUCACUGCAGUUCAGGUUGGCAAACUGCUUGGGUCGUAUUCCACAGGCACCAGAAUCACAUGCUUGAAGGCUUUCUCCAUGACUGGCAAGCCUGAUGCAGAGGAGCAUGAGGAGGUCAUCGAGAAGGAUGGAAGUGCGUCAAGUAGUGAAGAUGACAGCGAGUAG
Molecule: messenger RNA, 1569 nt
Organism: Alternaria burnsii
Lineage: Eukaryota; Fungi; Ascomycota; Dothideomycetes; Pleosporales; Pleosporaceae
Exons: 1
Coding region: 1-1569 (522 amino acids)
Molecular function (GO): protein binding
Source: RefSeq, a predicted model, not a curated record